AUGGUUGCAGAGCCUUGGUUACUGAGAAUGGGGAAUCAGGUAAGUAGCAAUCUGAAAAACUCCCUUCUUUUACACCCAACAAGCACAAGUAAUAGUAGUAGUAGAAAGAAGAAAAGUAGCAGUAGUAGUAGUUGCUCUAAUAUUGGUAUCUUGUCACUUGAGGUUGCUAAUGUUAUGUCAAAAUUGGUCCAUCUUCAUAACUCAGUCUCUGAUGAAGAGAUCUCGAAACUGAAGCAUGAAUUGAUUAAAUCAGAGGGUGUUAAGAAAUUGGUUUCUUGUGAUGAUUCUUACCUUUCAGAGCUUGCUUAUUCUGAGAGGGUAGAUGAUUUGAAUAGGGUUGCUGAGGUUGUCUCUAGGUUGGGGAAAAGAUGUACUGAGCCAGCCUUGCUUGGUUUUGAGCAUGUUUAUGGGGAUAUUAUUAGUGGUAGGAUUAAUGUCAAAGAUUUGGGGUUUUUGGUUAAGGAUAUGGAUAGUAUGAUUAGGAAGAUGGAGAGGUAUGUGGGUGCUACUGCUAAUUUGUAUGGUGAAUUGGAGGUUUUGAAUGAAUUGGAGCUUGCUACCAACAAGUUCCAUUUGAAUCAUAAUCUUGAUAGUCGUAGGGCUUUUGACCAGAAAUUGAAAUGGCAAAGGCAGGAUGUUAAGCAUUUGAAGGAUAUUUCUCUUUGGAAUCAGACUUAUGAUAAGGUAACUCCGGCACGGCAGUCCGGCAAGGUAUGUUCAUCAAUUGGAUGUAUUUUUUAG
Molecule: messenger RNA, 741 nt
Organism: Chenopodium quinoa (quinoa)
Lineage: Eukaryota; Viridiplantae; Streptophyta; Magnoliopsida; Caryophyllales; Amaranthaceae
Exons: 1
Coding region: 1-741 (246 amino acids)
Biological process (GO): positive regulation of growth
Source: RefSeq, a predicted model, not a curated record